This is a messenger RNA of Linum tenue, 475 nucleotides long. NCBI's taxonomy places the organism in Eukaryota, Viridiplantae, Streptophyta, Magnoliopsida, Malpighiales, Linaceae. The record is from the annotation of a GenBank genome assembly.
CCAGAAUCAGUAAGCUCUUGUGAGCGCGAAGAAGAAGGAAGAUGCCGUGCCUCAACUUGUCGACGAACGUGAGCCUUGAUGGCGUUGACACCUCCGCCAUUCUCUCCGAAGCAACCUCCACCGUCGCCAACAUCAUCGGCAAACCUGCUUCCUAUGUGAUGAUUGUUUUGAAGGGCUCAAUCCCUAUGGCAUUUGGUGGGUCUGAGCAACCAGCUGCUUUUGGUGAGUUGGUUUCAAUUGGUGGCCUAAACCCCGACACCAACAAGAAACUCAGCGCUGCAAUUGCUGCUAUUCUCGAGACCAAGUUGUCGGUUCCCAAGGCGAGAUUCUUCCUCAAAUUUGUUGACUCCAAGGGUUCCGACUUCGGAUGGAAUGGUUCUACCUUCUGAAAUCUACUCCUUGUGCAACCUGUGUUCACACUCGUGAUGUGUGUUGGGUGUCAGCUGCCUGGACUUGGAAUAGGAGUAGAGUUUAU